UCUUCUUGCAUACCUUAAACAAGAGCAACAUGAGGUCAUUUAUGCUCAUUCUAACUAUUCUGUGCUCGUGCUAUGCAUUUUUGGGAGUUCUAGGGGAUGUCGGAACAGCCACUUCAUAUGAUCCGCCAUACUUGCCGACGAAAUGCAAGGGAUAUGACCAGACCCAGUUCCCUGAAGGGGGCUUCUUUGUAGCGGCCAGCGAGGGGUUGUGGGACAAUGGAGCUGCCUGCGGAAGGAGGUACCGGAUGAGAUGCAUCAGCGGCCAGAGAAGACCAUGCAAGGAUGGUUUCAUAGCAGUGAACGUUGUCGAUUUGUGUCGGACCAGCCCAUGUCCAGCAACUCUCCUUCUGUCCAAUAAAGCUUUCAAUGCGAUCUCAAAGUACCCUAAUGCCAAAAUCAAUGUAGAAUAUGCACAGUAA
This is a messenger RNA of Punica granatum (pomegranate), 419 nucleotides long. The record is from RefSeq and is a predicted model, not a curated record. Lineage: Eukaryota; Viridiplantae; Streptophyta; Magnoliopsida; Myrtales; Lythraceae.